CCCAAAGAGGUCUAUAGAGUCUCAGAGGUGUUUAUUGUUUAUUAAGACACGCCCAAACUUGCAGAGUAUGAUGAUCUCCUUACUUUUUCUCGCUUUGUUUUCUCUAUUAAUCCAGAGGCACAUUGUUUCUUCUCAGAGUACCCCAUACGAGAUAAGAUUUACUAGUCCUGCAUCUGGGGGCAAUGCCAUAACUCUUCAAUGCAGUGGUACACAUGGAACUCAAGUGGAUGGAGCCAGUUUCUACAGGAACAGUCAGGGUAUCACCAACAGCAGUUGCUUGACAGCAUAUCCUACGAGUGGCUCAUCUGAGCUGAGGGUUCAGCUACAGUCCCAGGAAUGCGACGGUUUUUUUAGUUGUGGUCUUAAUGGAAUCCUCUCCGUUUCUCAAGAAUUUCAUGCUUGUCCUGUAAAGAAUGUUACAGAAACCACAACAGUAGAGAUUGAAGAGGGAUCAAGCACCCUCUUAACCUGUAACUUUUUUCCUUCGCCCAUUAAAAAUUAUACAACAGAAUGGUUCAUUGGCAUUGGCAGUAAUGCAAGGCCAAUUGAAAAUUCAACUAGUGAACACCUUCAAAGCUACCUUUUACAAAAACCUGAUCAACCUAACAAAUACUAUUGUAAAAUACAGAUACAGUCAUCUACUAAUUCGCGUUGUUCGCCAUCUGACAUUUCAUCUAUAAUUAUGGUUCAACUGAAGAAGAAAUAUGAAAUGCCAACAAUAACACAAGAUCUUAACUACACAAUGGAUAGCAAUGGCGAAGGUGCUUUUACUGUGACAUCCCGUGGUACUAAUCUAACGCACAAAUGGUAUAAGGAUGGUGGAUUGAUCAAUAGUACUGGAGAUAGCAUAUUAGAGAUAAGUGAUACUUCAUUAAGAGUAAAGGAAGUCAAUGGGUCACUGAGGAUAGCGUAUGUAGUGUCUAAUGUUGAUUAUGAUAAUACAUCACAUUCGAUGAGGCAAGCAUUUGGAGUAUAUAAUGUUUCAUGUGGUGGGAUUACAGAAGAUUCAAUGGAAACACUUGCUGUACCAAUAAUGGGAACAGUCAUUGGUAUUCUAAUCAUAAUCUGCUUAAUACUAGUACUUUGCCUUUACAUUAUUUAUAAGAAAUAUAAAAGUGCCUCAGAAAAGACAGUUCCAGUAGAGUUUACAAGGAGAGAUGGCAGCACUGUUACAGAAGGCAAUAAUGACAUGCGAUGUGAUGAGGUUGGUG
Molecule: messenger RNA, 1211 nt
Organism: Amphimedon queenslandica
Lineage: Eukaryota; Metazoa; Porifera; Demospongiae; Haplosclerida; Niphatidae
Exons: 3
Source: RefSeq, a predicted model, not a curated record